AUUUGGGUUAAGUUCAUAUUUAGUGGUUGAGCACCCCCUAAUCGAUACAACAUGUAGUAAAUAUUCUAAUUUCUAUUAUGAGCCACCAUAAGCGACGACUAUAGACUAAUUAUUAUAUCAACCGUUAUAUUACUAUAAAGAUUUUACAACGUACUUCGGGAGACGCAAUCAACAAAAAGUCCGACAAGUAUACCAACGACUUCCUCCAUUUUGUUACGCGUGCGACGGCGCGUGCCUCCACUCGCUGAAAUUUCCUCUGUUUUUAUUCAUUUCCCCUCGAGUUCUCCGAAAACCGCCGGAGAUGUCUAUCUCGCCGCCAUCUUCUUCCAGUGCGGCGGCCGCGUCGACGACAUCGUCUUCUUCUUCUCCAGCGGCGGCGGCGGCGGCUUCGUCGUCAUGGUUCUCAGGAAUCGUUCGAGGAAAAUCAGGAACGGCGAAGCUAUCGAAAAGCGCGUCGGCGGCGGCGGGAGGCGGAGGAGGGGACUACGGUGGUGGUGGACCGAUAAUCAGAGGGAGGAGCCAAUUUCGUGGAGUGUUGUUCAAAUACGGUCCCAAAUCGAUUCAGGUGGCUUUUAAGACGGGAGAGUAUAAACAACAAGUGAUCUUCAUCGGUGGAUUAACCGAUGGUCUUUUAGCUACCGAUUACUUGGAGCCUCUUGCAACUGCUUUGGAUAAAGAGAAAUGGUCGCUUGUUCAGCUGCUCAUGUCCUCUUCGUACUCUGGAUUCGGUACUUCCAGCUUGAAACAAGAUGCACAAGAGAUUGACCAACUCAUAAGCCAUCUCAUCAACAAAGAGAACUCUGAAGGUGUUGUUCUGCUUGGUCAUAGCACUGGCUGCCAGGACAUUGUGUAUUACAUGGGAACCAAUUCUGCAUGUUCUAGAGCCGUCAGAGCUACGAUUUUGCAGGCACCGGUCAGCGAUAGAGAGUACAGAGCAACACUCCCUGAAACACCAGCUUUGAUAGACUUGGCUGCAAAAAUGAUAAGCCAAGGCCGAGCAGAGGAGCUAAUGCCUAGAGAAGCUGAUCCUUCUGCUCCCAUCUCUGCUUAUAGAUACCACUCCCUCUGCGCUUACAUGGGAGACGACGACAUGUUUAGUUCUGACCUAAGUGAUGAUCAGUGGAAAACUAGACUUGGUCAUAUGGCUAACACGCCUUGUCAGGUGAUUUUCUCCAUGGGUGAUGAGUAUGUACCGGAUUAUGUCGACAAAAAAGCACUGGUUAACAGAUUAAGUAAAGCAAUGGGAGGAGCAGAGAAAGUGGAGAUAGAGCAUGGGAACCACUCUCUAUCCAAUAGAGUUCAUGAAGCUGUUCAAGCCAUUAUUGGUUUUGUCAAAAGAGAAGGACCCAGUGGUUGGGAUGAUCCUUGGAGCUAAAUCUUCCUUCUUUUUUCAUUUAUGUGGAUAAAAAAUUAUCCAAAUCUCAGUCUCAUGAAUUAACUUGUCUUCUUGGCUGAUUUACAAUCAUUUUCCUUUCAGCGUAAAGAGAAGACAAUUUGUUUUCUCUUUGUCAUAUACUUCGAUCAUUUGAAAAACUCGCUCAUGUAAUAUAAACCUCAGUUUAUUUCGUUGUAUCUUUGUAUAAAGAGUUUUCUUUUUAUAUGAGCUUCACUAUGUCUCGUUUC
Raphanus sativus (radish) is the source of this 1623-nucleotide messenger RNA. Its product is annotated as UPF0613 protein PB24D3.06c. The transcript is spliced from 9 exons. Lineage: Eukaryota; Viridiplantae; Streptophyta; Magnoliopsida; Brassicales; Brassicaceae. The record is from RefSeq and is a predicted model, not a curated record. Bases 302 to 1375 code for a protein of 357 amino acids.